Molecule: messenger RNA, 1728 nt
Organism: Penicillium mononematosum
Lineage: Eukaryota; Fungi; Ascomycota; Eurotiomycetes; Eurotiales; Aspergillaceae
Exons: 3
Coding region: 1-1728 (575 amino acids)
Source: RefSeq, a predicted model, not a curated record
AUGGCGCCAAAAAGAUCCAACAAUCUAUCUACAGACUACACUCUUGGACUCUUGAAUAAUAUCAACGCGCUCGGGCGCGAUACAAAUAUACAGGAACCCAAAAGACGGCGCCGCACCACCGCCCAUGCCAAUGUUUUUGAUAUUCCCACCCCCCCGCCGACGAAAACCCGAAAGACCCCCCAAACCGAACCAAAAGAUACGGGCCGUUUGAACCUGAGAAAUCGUACAGUCCCUCGAUUUGCGCGACCGGUCUCAUCACCCAACGUUUCCGACAAUGAGGAAAACAAUGGGCCCAGCAACGACGAAUCCGGGUCUGGCGAUGGCAAGUCCGAAUCUAUUCAAGAUGGACCCGAUGGAAGUGUAGAGGAGGAACUGGAUGAUAACCGCGACGAGCUUCAGCCCGAGGCUGAACAUGAUCCGUUCCCGAACCAAAAUGCAGAAGACGAUGCACCUAGAGACGGGUUCGAAUAUGAAGAUGAGGAAGAGGCAGAUGAUCAAGCUGGAAAGGAAGCUGGGGAAGAAGCUAGAGAGGAAGCUGGAGAUGCACAAAACGAAUCCGAAUAUGAAGAUGAAGAAGAGGCAGAUGAGCAAGCUGAAGAGCAAGCUAGAGACGCACGACACGAUACAUCUGAAGGCGGAUCCGAAUAUGAAGACGAAGAAGACGCAGAUGAUCAUUCCUCAGCCGAAGACCAGAAUCUUUCAACGCCCACCCAACAGAUCGCAGAUGCAGACACUCGGGAGAUGCAAAUCCUCGAGAGUAUACCGACAAACAAAAGGGAUGGCACACAUACAAAUCGCAUAUUAGAAAAUGCUCAAGAGUCUCAAAAUGCCUCGUCGCAGCUUCAGGAAGUACCGGAGACACCAACAAUCCAGUCGCCCCGCCCAAGUCAGGACCGUCGCAAAGCUCGCUCCGAUAUCUUCACGUGGCUGACCGAGACCACUAAAGAAUCUGGGUUCAAGGAUACCUGGGAAGCAAUCCGCAAAACAAGAAAAAAUCUAAAGGCCCAUGCUGUUCCCUCUACAAAAGAGCGUUUCGGGGGCAUCAUAAAGCUCAUCCAGCGGCUACGAGGUCUGUUUGCAACCAUGACCAAUGAUCCUGCUUCAGCUUCUUCCUUGAAAAACCAGUGCAGCCUCAUCGCCAACAGCGUCUUUAAAGAGAACCAGUGGAUCAUUUACACCGAAGCCCCCGAGGAUGAAUGUAACGGAGCAGACCUGGUCAACCAGCUCGAAGCCCAUAUCGUUCCCCGAUUGAUUGAUCUGAUAAUACUCGGAUUCAAGACUUACAAGACCAUAAAUGAUCGGGGAGCGCGACAUUUCCGCAUUAUCCUGGAUUUGCUUUGGGGUUCCUGUGAUAGGAUAUCUUCUCUCGCCCAGAUGCAUUAUGAUAUUAGUGGGAGUGUGAUGGCUUAUUCUAAAACGGCGAUGAAACACGUGAAGGCUCUUAAAGACGCAUUAGACGAUGGCCGGCUAUCUGAGAAACCUCGGCGCAUCCCUCAACGCCCUCUACCGUACAGGCAAUUUCAGUUGGAAGAGAUCGACAGCCAUAUUUCUUGUGGGCGGUGGACCUAUGCAGAGAAGACUGCGCUCCGUGAUGGCUUACAAUUAUAUGGGGGCGAAGAUCGAUAUGUUGAUAUCAAAUGUGACGACACAAUCGGCGGUCAACUCUCCCAGCGCAUCCUGCGAGAUAUCCAGGGCCAAGCCAUCAAACUUGGGUUGGAUGAUCCAUAA